AUGCGAAUUAUGGAGCGGAAAAGUGCAGUCAGCUCUCGUGCUGAUCUAAUAGUGUUGUGCGCCAGCGUUUGGCUCUGCAAUUUGUGCGGGAGUGCCGUGGCGGAGUCGGUGUAUGUGCAGGAUUUGAAGGGUCUGUCGUGGACGCUUAGCAAUGGCACUUACACUAAUACGAAGGUAAAUUUACCGUCAGGUGUCUACAGCGCUGUCGCCGGUGAAGAUGUGCUCAAGUCUUACAAUGACGUUGACAUGCGCUACAUAUCUUAUGGCAAUUGGACCUAUUCUCUGAAAUUCGCUGAGGAAAUCAAAGACUCUCGUCUCAUUAAUCUCACCUUCCAUGGCAUUGACACGAUUUCGGAAAUUUAUUUCAAUGGUCAUUUAUUGGGCUACACCGACAACAUGUUCGUACGCUACACAUACGAAGUGGGUCACAUAUUGCGGGAUGUGAAUGAAUUGGUGGUGCGUCUGAUCUCGCCGGUGCAUGCGGCGCGUGUCAGAGCCGAAGAGUUGGCAGCGCGCAACAUGUCUGUGCCACCCACUUGCCCACCCGUUACCUAUAAAGGCGAAUGCCACAUGAAUAUGCUGCGUAAAAUGCAGUCCAGCUUCGCGUGGGAUUGGGGGCUGGCAGCGCCCUCAAUGGGUAUCUGGAAAACCGUAACGUUGGAGUUCUAUGAGGUGGCCCUGAUACGCGAUGUGGAUGUGGCAAUUAGUCGCAAUGACACGCACUGGAAUAUGCGUAUACGGGUCUUUAUCGACAGUGGCGGCAGGCGGAAUUUUUAUGCUGAGCUCAAAUUUUAUGCCAUUGAGCUUAUGGAGGAACCCAUUACAAUAAGUACUUAUUCGAAGAAAAUGUUAUCAUGGAGGAAUCCCGUUAUUACUUUCGAUCAAGCACUACCUAUUGAAAAUGUGACCCUGUGGUGGCCCAAUGGUUAUGGGGAGCAAAAAUUGUAUCCACUACAUUUUUCGAUGAAAGCCUGGCUUAGUUCAGAAGGUCCCGAUACACGUGCUCGUACUACAUCUACGAAGAACAUAAAAGUAGGUUUUCGAACGAUUGAGUUGGUCGAAGAUGCGGCCAAGGAAGGCAUUGGCAACUAUUUCUUAUUCAAAGUGAACGACGUGGAGAUCUUCAUGAAGGGCACCAAUUACAUACCCAUGCAUAUACUGCCCGAGCUGAGCUAUGAUGAAGUCCAAAUACGAUAUUUGCUGACAGCUGUCAGAGACGCGAAUAUGAAUAUGAUACGCAUUUGGGGUGGAGGCGUCUAUGAGAGCAACGAGUUCUACGAUAAAGCCGACAAAUUCGGCAUAUUGGUGUGGCAGGAUAUGAUGUUCGCGUGCGCUAUGUAUCCCGUUACAGAUGAAUUUCUUGCGUCAGUGCGCACGGAAGUCAUACAAAAUGCAAAACGCAUCGCUUAUCAUCCGAGUAUUGCAAUUAUUGCGACGAAUAAUGAAAACGAAGCGGCGCUCGUGGAUAACUGGUAUGGCACGGCCGGCGAUCGUGCGCGUUUCGAGUCCGAAUAUCGUGAGUUGUACAUUGGUACCGUCUUCCACGAGUUGAAGAUCAUACAGGAUAGCUCACGUCCGAAGCCGCUGAUUUCCUCGCCAUCGAAUGCCAAGGCGAGUGAACAAGAUAAUUAUAUUUCAAGCAAUCCCGGCGACCCGAACUACGGCGAUAUACACUUUUACACGAACUAUGAGGAUGCUUGGAAUCCAAAUGUCUUUCGACGUCCGCGCUUCGCUUCCGAGUAUGGAUUUCAGAGUUUGCCAAAGCUGACCUCCUGGCAGUUGACUAAAAACCCCAAUGAUAAUCUGCUCAACUUAAUACAUCAUCGUCAGCAUCAUCCCGCCAAUAUGACUUUGAUAACUACUUUGAUAAGACGCCAUUUGCCGCUGCCGUUACCCGAGGAUGAUACUUACAUUGAGGCCCUGAUCUAUCUCAGUCAAAUCGCGCAGGCGAUGGUGACGAAAAUAGAGACCGAAGUCUAUCGCAGUUUGAGAGACACUGAACAUCACACAAUGGGCGCACUCUAUUGGCAAUUAAAUGACGUUUGGGUGGCGCCUUCUUGGUCCAGCAUAGAUUUCUAUGGAAAUUUCAAGAUACUCCACUAUUGGGCGAAACACUUCAUGUCACCAAUUCAUAUUGUGUCACUUUACGACUCCGAUCAGGAAGUGGUAAAUGUGUCGUUAAUAUGUGAUAAGCUGGAAGUGGAUUACAAAGAUCUCCAAGUCACUAUGAAUAUCUACAAAUGGUCGGAUUUGUUUCCGAAAAAGCAAACUGUUUGGCCAGUCGCUUUGAAACCCAAUGGCGUGCAGUACGACAAGAUAAUUCCGAUUGAUACCAUUUUCCAAGAGGGUUUCACCCAGACCAACUCUUUUGUCGAAUUCGUUUUGAGCGCCGAAUCGAACGUACUAGCGCGCAAUUAUUAUUUUCCCAGCGCGAUUAAGGACGCUGAGGGCGUAGCGGAUCCUAAAGUAACAUUGAGAGUUUUCUUCACCUACUGCUACCGCGUGAACAAUGAAUUCGCAAAUGUUAUCAGCCUAAAUAUUACUAUUGCAAAGCCUGCCAUAUUUCUUUACCUCGAACUACUUAAUACCGAUAUCAAGCGACAUAAAUUAUCAAAUAACGGCUUUAUGAUGUUAGAGCCGACGCAGAUGGUGCACUUGGAGUUCUUUAGCAAUGAAUGUAUGGAUGUUAAAGAGCACGAUAUUAAGGUUACAACCGUGAACCAAUACAUGCUAUGAUGUGUGCUUGCGUGUGCACCGAUAUUUUAUGAUUUUCCAAUUUUUAUUACUUAAAUAUUUGUUUAACGCCAAAGAAAUAU
This is a messenger RNA of Bactrocera latifrons, 2816 nucleotides long. It is a transcript of the gene beta-Man, whose product is annotated as beta-mannosidase. The transcript is spliced from 12 exons. Gene Ontology annotation, biological process: glycoprotein catabolic process. NCBI's taxonomy places the organism in Eukaryota, Metazoa, Arthropoda, Insecta, Diptera, Tephritidae. Gene Ontology annotation, molecular function: beta-mannosidase activity. The record is from RefSeq and is a predicted model, not a curated record. Bases 1 to 2736 code for a protein of 911 amino acids.